Saxophila tyrrhenica is the source of this 1584-nucleotide messenger RNA. RefSeq lists its product as uncharacterized. Lineage: Eukaryota; Fungi; Ascomycota; Dothideomycetes; Mycosphaerellales; Extremaceae. The coding region runs from base 1 to 1584 and encodes 527 amino acids. The transcript is spliced from 4 exons. The record is from RefSeq and is a predicted model, not a curated record.
AUGCCUCAUGUUGUCCAACUUGACCCGAAGUCACCACAACUCUUGCAUACUGUGUCGAGUGAAGUGUAUGAUCAGGACACCCGGUGGAUCACGGCCGCGAUGGCGAACUUCUGGGAUCUUCCAAGGCCGGUCAGGGAUCAUAUCUACCGGCUGCAUUUGGUCAGAGAAGACAAGAUUAACAAGGCCGAGCACGACAAGAUCGCUACGCACUACAGCUAUCAUCGGGAUAGGCGAACGCGCGCACCAUCAAUCUGCGGUGUGUCAGAAGAUGCAGACGAAGAAGCUGCGCCUAUUUACUACAGCGAGAACCACUUCGAAUUCAAACGCUACUCGUCGGUGUGGUACCUCCCCGACAUUGCGGUGUUCCUCUCAUCAACGAGUACAAGCCACGCGCGGCUCAUCCGAACCCUCUCCGUGGACUGGCCGGACCGCUAUGCCAGGGAGGCUUUCUUAGAGGUCGCAAAAUUGGAGAGGCUCGAGAAGCUGCUUGUUGGAGUCGACGAGGCCGGUAUGGUGCAAAGCAUGGCCAAGAGACGACAUUAUCAGCAUUGGUAUCAGAGCUUGGGAGCAUCCCCGCAGCAACAGCUUGCCGUCCAACGCCAUCCUGGUAUGACCGGCCUCCUUGCAAUCACGGGAGUUCCUCACGUGGAGUUCGUGAAGACGCACGGCUACUCUGGGGAGGAGACCGCGGGUCCAAUCGCCGGUGGCUAUCUCGAGACCGAAGUCGUGCCGAAGCUGAUGGCUCACAUAGCACCCAAGCCCAGGAAGAAGAAGGGCAAGUUUCGAUUCUUGGACCUACCUCCUGAGCUUCGCAAUCGUGUCUAUUCCCUGCUUCUCCGUAUGGAAGGGCCCGUCCAUCCUUCCCCGAAGCCACCCAGCUCCACUGGGAGGAAGGAGAAGACCGGGCCAUGCUCCGCUCUGAGUAUCCUGGCCGUCAAUCGUGAGGUGCACGAUGAGACUGUCGGCAUCUUCUACCAUUACAACCAGUUCGAGUUCUACUUCCCAACACAGCUCCAUGCUUUCUUGCUCAGCCUCAGUCCGCAACGUCAGAGCUUCAUUCGAGACAUCACCCUGCAUUAUCACAAUGCCAAGAGCGGCGGCAUCGAUCUUGCGGAACUCACUUUCCCAAUGCUCAAGCAGCUGACUGGUCUACGACGAUUGCUCGUCAAGCUCGAGACAAAGGCCUGGGGGCGGAGUUGGUGGCACCACAACAAUACUUUCGGACUCCGAGACGGCAAUCCCAGCGCGCUACCCGGCAUGAAACACCUUUUCAACCUACGAGGCAUUCUCGAUAUCAAGGUCGAUGAUACCGAGUUGCAGAGCCGCAUUGACAAGUCAAAGAAGGACGACAAAUGGCCAAACUUCCCAACGAACAAUGCGGCGAGCAGUCACGUCAAGCUCGAGCUCAUCCUCAAGCACUUCAACGAUGCGCUUGCCGAUGCCCAGAAAGGGAAGGUCAAUACGAAGCUGCUCGAGGACGACGAGUGGCAUAAGAAGAAGGACUUCCCAGCGAUUGAUGAACACGAAGACGAAGAUGAAGAUGAGGAUGAGGAUGAGGAUGAAGAUGAGGAUUGGAAGCCCUGA